GUGAACAGAUUGCUGAUGCGGUUUUAGUGUUUCGCAACAAUAUCCGGAAUAUCUGGAAUUUUCCUUCUUCAGAUUGUUUAAUGUUAAUCCUGUCUUUUUAAAAUGUGGUGCUUUAAGGUUGUUCCUUGAUCUGUGUGUGAUGGUGAGCUGUGUUUUGCUUCUUUUUGAGUGUUUAAAAUCCAUAUAUCCCUGUUUUGUAUGAUUAAACUGAUGUUUUAAAAAUCAAAAAUGUUAUUAUUAUUAUUAUUAUUAUUAUUAUUAUUAUUAUUUUAUUUUAUUUUUUACUGUAGUAGUAGAAGUUGUUGUUGUAGGAUCGGAACUCUUUUACGCCGGCCAUGUUCCGGGGAUAGAAUUGAGGUGUGCACACACUUCCUGAUGAAGCUAUUACGCUUCUGUCAGGAAAAACAACAAACCUGCUGGAGGACUGAAGAAGUGAUGCCUCAGAGUAGCGGGGACAGCGAGGGACUCUCCCCACUCAUGGAUGCUGGUCCUCUCGUCCCCGCGCAUGAAUAGUGGCCGUGCCCGGAUGUCCAGAGAGCCGGCGCGGCUGACGCAUCAACGACGAGCGCUCGGAUCCUUCAAGCUAACGAGUUAGCAUCGCGGCCUGGCGGUGAUUUACUAGCUAACUUUAGCUAGUAAUGUCUCUAACAUUACCACCCUCCGAAAUGCUGGAAACGCCACCCGGAUAUCCGUUUGAAGAGAUCAACUAUGAGGACAUUGAGGUGGAGGAGGUGGUGGGCAGAGGGGCGUUUGGGGUGGUCUGCAAAGCCAAGUGGAAGGGCAACGACGUCGCCAUCAAGACCAUUGAGAGCGAAUCCGAGAGGAAAGCCUUCAUCGUUGAGCUCCGACAGCUUUCUCGAGUCAACCACCCAAAUAUUGUCAAGCUAUAUGGCUCCUGCAGUAACCCAGUCUGCCUGGUCAUGGAAUAUGCUGAAGGAGGAUCUCUGUACAACGUGCUGCAUGGUGCUGAACCCCUCCCCUGUUACACUGCCUCCCAUGCCAUGAGUUGGUGUUUACAGUGCUCCCAGGGCGUGGCCUAUCUCCAUGGCAUGAAACCAAAGGCUCUCAUUCACAGGGACCUCAAGCCACCCAAUCUGCUCCUGGUGGCUGGAGGCACUGUGCUGAAGAUCUGUGACUUUGGAACGGCGUGUGACAUUCAGACCCACAUGACCAACAACAAAGGCAGCGCGGCGUGGAUGGCUCCGGAGGUGUUUGAAGGCAGCAAUUACAGUGAGAAGUGCGACGUCUUCAGCUGGGGCAUCAUCCUCUGGGAAGUCAUCACCCGCAGGAAACCCUUCGAUGAGAUCGGAGGACCGGCGUUCCGGAUCAUGUGGGCGGUGCACAACGGCACCAGACCGCCGUUAAUUAAAAACCUCCCCAAACCCAUCGAGAGCCUGAUGACUCGCUGCUGGUCCAAAGACCCGUCUCAGCGGCCCUCCAUGGAGGAGAUCGUGAAGAUCAUGAGUCAUCUCAUGAAGUAUUUCCCAGAGUCGGAUGUCCCUCUGCAGUACCCGUACCUGUACUCCGAUGAAGGACAGAUCAGCUCUGCAACGAGCACAGUUUCAUAUUUGGACUACACCAACACCAGCAACAAAAGCGACGCCAACAUGGAGCACAGCGACUCUCAGGGGAGCAACGACACCAUCAAGAUCACGCCUCAGUUCGCAGCCUUCAAACCAAAGGGAGAUCCUCUGCGGUCUCUGCCGCUGUCCAGGGGGGGCAGCGUGGAGAGCCUGCCGGCACGAACGCUCUGCUUGGCUGACAGCAAGAGGAUGAGCGCAGACCUGUCGGAGCUGGAGCCCAAGGCGGCGUUUGCCCCCACAGCGACCCGCCCCCCGUCCGUCUGCAUGCUGGCAGCUGUACGUGUGUGUGUUUUUGCAGCAGCCCCCCCGUUUAAGCGAGGCCACCGUAAAACGGCGUCCUACGGAACCAUUCUGGACGUCCCCAAGAUCGUCGUGACAGCUACAUGUGAGGCUCAGAGACGGCGUUCUGUGCAGGACCUUCCGGGCAUCGUCAACUCUGAGUCCAGUCAGGGAAGCAGGAACAGCAGCCGCUCGUCCAGCCCCAGGAUGAUGCCGGCGGACAAGCCCGGCAGAGGCUACUUCUCCCCGGAUGACCCCUCAGACACUAACGGCUCAGACAACUCCAUUCCCAUGGCGUAUCUCACCUUGGAUCACCAGCUGCAGCCGCUGGCUCCUUGUCCCAACUCCAAAGAGUCCAUGGCCGUGUUCGAGCAGCACUGCAAGAUGGCUCAGGAGUACCUGAAAGUCCAGACGGAGAUCGCUCUGCUGAUCCAGAGGAAGAAGGAGCUGAUCGCUGAACUGGACCAGGACGAGAAGGACCAGCAGAACACGUCCCGUCUGGUGCAGGAGCACAAGAAGCUGCUGGAGGAGAACAAGAGUCUGUCCACGUACUACCAGAAGUGCAAGAAGCAGCUGGAGCUGAUCCGGGUGCAGCAGCAGAAGAGGCAGGGCACUUCCUGAUGAAGCAGAGACAGCCCCCACCCCCCACCUCUGAAUCUGCUGGAGGAUCGGCUCCUUUUAGUUCACAUGUUGCCUUAGCGGUCGGCUGCAGAUCAUGUGACGUAAAACGCUCUCCUCACACCCGGCGGAGGUGACCACGUUCUUUUAGAUGAUCAUGUUUCUCACCAGCUUUAGAUCCAACUCUUUCUUUUUGCACAGUUACUACGUUUAGACGACUUUUAUUGCUAUUUAAACUUUUCUGUUUUAAAGUAAAAGACUUGAGGAGUCUGGAUUCUACAGGCCAGUUGCUGAGCUGCUUUGGCGCUCCUGGAGGUCAGACUGAAGAAGCCAGCGCUCUGUGGGAUGAAUGUCCUGCUGCACCACACCGCGUGCAGAUCGAAUGUUUCAGGUUCAGACGGGGCUUGAUCUGAACCAAAGACGCUGCAGUCCCUGCUGGUUGGCCCCGCCCCCUCUUCUGGAAGGGAUCUGGAUGCUGGGAAUCAGAUGUGUGGAUCUUUGCAUUAAAAGAUGUGAUCCUGGUUGUGAUCCUGGUGUGUUCAGUGUGAAUAAAAGCAGCACAGAGCUGCACAAAGCUCUGCUCAGCCACACUAGAGCCCAGUUCUGUAGACGUUUGCUGGUUCAGAACCUGUUCAUGAAUGUGUCAUUCUUGUCUUGAUCCUCCAUAUGUCCUCAGUACUGGACAAAUGGACGGUUCUGGUCUAGUGGAGACUAAGAGGCUUCACACAUGCAAAGACGGCAGCGUUGGAAAACUCUCCACCGCGUGGCAAUCAAAAGUCCACAACUUCGAUUUUAACAGCUGUUGGUUUGUGGAAUGAGAGUUUCUCUCUUUAUUCUUUAAUCACUUCAUUGGUGGAGCACCUUUAUCACCUAGCUACAGAACAAUCUGCUUAGGAGAAAAGACCUAAAUUUAAAAAAAAUAAGUCCUAAUAAAGCAACAGCAAUCAGAAGACCAUCAGAAAAUGUAAAUGAACUCUGUGGCUGAAAGUUAUAGAACGCACUGGAUUGAUCAAAAGUAGGAGGGAAAAAAAGUUAAUAUGAAAUGUAUAAAUACAACGUGAACUAGAAAAGUUGCAUCACCUGCAAUAAUGCUAGUGUGAACGCUUUAGAUGCUGAAGAUGCUGAAGCUUUCUGCUGAAAAUGGUGACGCAGUUUACUUAAAUUGCUGAUAGGAUUUGCUGAAAAAGCAAAAGAAAAGUUUGCAAAAGCCAUUUUUAAAUUUGCUAAAGGCUGGAAAUUUUCU
Messenger RNA from Oryzias melastigma (Indian medaka), 3723 nucleotides. It is a transcript of the gene map3k7, whose product is annotated as mitogen-activated protein kinase kinase kinase 7. Gene Ontology annotation, molecular function: MAP kinase kinase kinase activity; ATP binding; magnesium ion binding. Gene Ontology annotation, biological process: JNK cascade; protein phosphorylation; positive regulation of canonical NF-kappaB signal transduction. The record is from RefSeq and is a predicted model, not a curated record. NCBI's taxonomy places the organism in Eukaryota, Metazoa, Chordata, Actinopteri, Beloniformes, Adrianichthyidae.